Molecule: messenger RNA, 1912 nt
Organism: Syzygium oleosum
Lineage: Eukaryota; Viridiplantae; Streptophyta; Magnoliopsida; Myrtales; Myrtaceae
Product: hexose carrier protein HEX6-like
Exons: 3
Coding region: 251-1777 (508 amino acids)
Biological process (GO): monosaccharide transmembrane transport
Cellular component (GO): membrane
Molecular function (GO): monosaccharide transmembrane transporter activity
Source: RefSeq, a predicted model, not a curated record
GUCCCGCCAGAUGGGAGCUCCUCAUGCACGCAACAAAAUCUUACUUUUCCUUCUCCAGUUCGAGUCCAAAGUUCAAGUUCAACCCCCACGUGCUUGCUCUGUGGAAAAUUCCAGUCCUAGAUGCUGGUUUGAUAUUUCCACACUAGAAUACAGAAGCAUUAUCUUUCUACUUGAUGCUGCUCUUUUUACUUGUCAAGACUCAGAGAAGUGGUUCUGGUUCAUCCCGUGAAGUGUGCCAUUGGAGGAAGCCAUGGCUGUGGGAGUAGUUAUGUCUGAACCUACCGCGCUGUACAAUGGUCGAAUCACGGCGUUUGUCGCCAUUUCAUGCAUGGUGGCCGCCACGGGAGGAAUCAUCUUUGGAUACGACAUCGGUAUAUCGGGUGGCGUCACCUCAAUGGAACCAUUUCUGAAGAAAUUCUUCCACGAUGUGUACGAUAAGAUGAAAGAAGACACCAAGAUCAGCAACUACUGUAAAUAUGACAGCCAACUGUUGACCUCAUUCACAUCCUCCUUAUACAUAUCCGGCCUUGUGGCUUCCUUCUUCGCCUCCUCGGUCACAAGAGCUUUUGGACGAAAGCCAUCCAUUCUUGUUGGCGGGGCUUCCUUCCUUGCGGGAUCGGCCCUUGGAGGUGCGGCUUCUAAUGUGUACAUGCUGAUAUUCGGCCGCAUUCUGCUCGGCGUCGGGGUCGGCUUUGCAAAUCAGUCGGUCCCUCUGUAUAUCUCAGAGAUGGCACCUCCAAGACACCGAGGACUGUUCAACAAUGGUUUCCAAUUCUGUGUAGGAAUUGGUGUUCUAUCAGCUAAUCUUAUCAACUAUGGUACAGAGAAAAUAGAAGGUGGUUGGGGUUGGAGAAUCUCCUUAGCCAUGGCAGCAGUUCCAGCCACAAUUCUCACACUCGGUGCGCUUUUCCUCCCCGAAACACCCAACAGCCUAAUCCAGAGAAGUGACAAUCAUGAAAAGGCCGAGACGAUGUUACGACGCAUACGGGGCGUCAAUGAUGUCCAAGCAGAAUUGAACGAUCUUGUCAAAGCAAGCUCCAUCUCAAAAACUGUCGAUCACCCGUUCCAAAAUAUAAUCCGAAGAGAAUAUAGACCUCAACUGGUCAUGUCCAUUGCCAUUCCCUUUUUCCAACAAGUAACAGGAAUCAAUGUUAUCUCAUUUUAUGCGCCGGUUUUGUUCAGAAUAAUCGGUUUAGGAGAAAGUGCUUCUCUUUUAUCAGCAGUUGUAACGGGUCUCGUGGGAACUAUCUCAACAUUCAUAUCCAUGCUUUUGGUGGAUAAGCUCGGUCGAAGAAAGUUGUUCAUGAUUGGGGGUGUUCAAAUGCUUGCCUCGCAAGCAAUGGUCGGAGGAAUCCUGGCUGCUAAGCUUGGAGAUCACGGAGGAAUUAGCAAAGCUUAUGCUUAUUCGGUACUUGUUUUGAUAUGCAUAUAUGUUUCCGGGUUCGCCUGGUCAUGGGGACCUCUUGGGUGGUUGGUCCCAAGCGAAAUAUACCCACUAGAGAUCCGAUCAGCCGGACAGAGUAUAACAGUAGCGGUUGGAUUCCUCUUUACAUUCUUAGUUGCUCAAACUUUUUUAUCUAUGCUGUGCCACUUCAAGUCGGGGAUAUUCUUCUUUUUUGGUGGGUGGGUGGUGAUCAUGACCGUUUUUGUGUAUCUACUGUUGCCGGAGACGAAGAAUGUGCCGAUCGAGCAGAUGGAUAAGGUCUGGAGGGAGCAUUGGUUUUGGAAGAACGUAGUGGGAACAAUGGAUGUUCAUAUUAACAAGACUGAAGCAUGAUGAUGCUAUUUCAGUAGUGUAUCCAUAAAGCUUAUAAUGAUUUUCACAGAGGCCCUCGUUGCUGUUUUAACCAUUUCACUACUAAUUGUUUAAGACAAUCAAAAACCGUUGCUAUCAAGCCCAUCCACUAGUUUA